AUGUUCGCACUUCGAAGAUACCUUGCGCUCGCCGCACUCAUAGCAGCCUUCUCUGCCGGCGCCGCCGCCCACACCUGGGUUGAAGAAUACCAAGUCAUUUCGGAAAAUGGAACUUACACUGGCGCUGUGGGCUACACCCGCGGCUAUGUACCGCGUUCUGACCCAACCUUCAAUGGAUUCUCCAUGCUCUGGCUCCAACCCGAUUCCACCGCCCGAAACAGCGACCAGACAACGCGAACCCRCAUCAACUCCACCGACUUUGUGUGUCCACCCCAACAACGAACAUCAAACUACACAGCCGCCUUCCCCAAACUUCAGGUGUCUCCUGGUGACUUUGUCGCAAUGAAGUACCUCGAGAAUGGUCACACUACACUUCCCUGGAACAUCACCGGCAAGCCUGCCGCCGGUGGCACUGUCUUUGUUUUCGGAACCACCCAGCCGUCUGACACCGAGACCAUCGCCGACGUCAUGCAGUGGAAUACCGCCGGCGAUGGUGGCAACAAGCGCGGAUUUCYCUUGACGGCCCAGAACUUCGACGACGGACGAUGCCACCAAGUCAACUGCGGAAGCAUCUCCCAACAGCGACAAAUGCUGACUCCCAACCACCCUGUCGACCAGAACACCACUAGCGUCGAGUCGUGGUGUGAGUCGGACGUGAAGAUCCCCGAAAGUGCCGCUACCGGCCUCCUCACCAUCUACUGGGUUUGGCAGUGGCCCACCGCACCAAACGUCGAUUGCAAUGCUCCCGCUGGCAAAGACGAAUACUACACCUCCUGCGCCGACUUCGACGUCGUAGCUGCCGGUUCGGCCAAGAAUGUCGCAGUCGCCGUCGCCAGUGAUGCACCCGCCGCAAAUCCGCAAACCGCUGCCGUCAGCGACUGGAAAUCUCGCACCGCACACACGACCUCUCCAUCUGUCGAUCUCAUGGACAACACCAACAGCAAAGUCGCAAGAUCUGUGGCGCCUGUUCAGACCGCAUUUGCCAGCGCGUGCUCCGUUCAAGCUAGCAUCAUCUCGGCCAACAACCUUGGCGUCUGGCCACAAGUCUAUGUCCCAAACACAUGUUCCGUCGUAACUACCUUCGGCACUGCCGCUGCAUCCGCAGCCGCUGCUGAGUUUGACAAGGCCGCUUCUUCAUACUCAGCCGGCUCAAAGGAGGCCUGGAAUGCUGCAUUCGCAAAGGCUGGAGUGCCAAUUCAGACACCCGUGCCCUGGUCUGCGGCUUUCUCGACUGGAAGCGCUUCACCUGCACCGUCAAGUGCUCCGGCAUAUGUCCCGGCUGAGACUGGGUCAUCGAGCAUGGCAGCUCCUUCAGGUGCUCAGUCAAGUGCUCCUGCAAGUGCUGCUUCUCCCGCACCCACUGGGUCGGCGCCUCAAGCCGUGGCAACGAGCAUCGAGACUGUAGUCGUCGUUAUCACAUCGACUCUCCCUCCAGGCGUGCCAAUACCGACUGAUGGUGUCUACACUGGUGUACCGAUACCGAGUAAUGGUACUUACACUGGUGUACCGAUACCCACAAUCAGCACAGUUGGGCGUCGUCAUGCGCGAAGCUUCUAG
Molecule: messenger RNA, 1557 nt
Organism: Ramularia collo-cygni
Lineage: Eukaryota; Fungi; Ascomycota; Dothideomycetes; Mycosphaerellales; Mycosphaerellaceae
Exons: 1
Coding region: 1-1557 (518 amino acids)
Source: RefSeq, a predicted model, not a curated record